Molecule: messenger RNA, 1150 nt
Organism: Tetranychus urticae (two-spotted spider mite)
Lineage: Eukaryota; Metazoa; Arthropoda; Arachnida; Trombidiformes; Tetranychidae
Source: RefSeq, a predicted model, not a curated record
UAUCGAAAGGAACAAUACUAUUGCAGAAAGUAUCGAUAAGUAUUGUUGUCAACAAUUUGUUGAGAUUGAUAAUAUUUUUCAAAAAUAUAAUAUUGCUGCAACACUACCAUUAUUUCAGCCCUUACUGUACAAAAAGUAAACAGACAAUAAACUAUCCAUGUCUGUGCUAAUUUAACCUCUCAUUUUUUUGUUAAAGAAGUUCCAUCAAAUUUAAUUUAGUGAUUAAAAUAAAUGUUCACUCCAAAUUCAAUCCAAGAACCUCCAGGAUAUCUUGUUGAUCCUCCAAUCGAAACACCAUCAAAUCGUGUGGUUCAACCUCAACCAGCUACACACUUGGUGCAGCCAUUUCAUUCUGAGCUUAAUUAUGGAGCAAAAUUACCAUUGACCAAUCCUGAUGGUUGGCAGCCAGGUCGUACAGUGCCUUUUAGUCCACCAGGAUUAGAAAGCUUGAUUCAAAUUGAUCAAAUUCUUGUUCAACAGAAAGCUUGUGAUAUGUCAAACAAAUAUCAAAUGGUAAACAUGAAAGGACAACAUAUCUUCACUGCUAUUGAAGAUACCACUUUUUGCUCAAUGUUUUGCAGUGGACCAUUGCAUACCAAAAUUACCGAUUCCGAGGAACGAGAAGUUAUAAAUCUUCACCGGCAAAUGCCAUGUGAAAACUGUUGUUUUCCUGGUUGUCUUCACGAUAUGCAAGUUACUGCGUCUGGUGUCGUUUGUGGUUUUAUUGAACAAACUUGGAGUCUUUGGCAACCUAAAUUCAAAGUUUGUGAUUCUACUGGUGAAACAAUUUUACGAAUUAAAGGGCCAGGUAUCACCUGUACCUUCUGCCAAGAUGUUAAAUUCAAAGUAUUAACAAGAGAUGGUAAUAGUGAAAUUGGUAGCAUUACUAGAAAAUUGUCCGGUUUAUCUGAAUUAUGCAACGACAUUAACCAAUACGGCAUUUCAUUUCCAAUGGAUUUAGAUGUUAAGAUUAAAGCUGUAUUAUUGGGAGCCUGUUUAUUAAUUGAUUCGAUUUAUUUGAUAUUUUAAACGUUUUAACUAGAGAUCUUAUUGCAGUUUUGAAAAGAGAUUCAUCUCUCAUUGCCAUUUCUUAUCGUAAUUUUCAUUUGUCAAACUACUUUGUAACCAUCAAUAAAGGAUUUAAAAGAAA